AUGACCAGUUUAGGGUCUACAUCGCUACACUUCGCCGCUCGCUAUGGAAACAACGGGAUGGUCGAUCUCCUUCUUAGACUUCCAAUCGACAUGGAUGUCGCGUAUUCUGAUAGGAAAACCGCCCUCGCAGAAGCCGUAAAGGGGAAUCAUGUCGAGACCGUCCGCCUGCUCUUGCAAUACCGUCUAGUUGGCGACGAUGAGUACUACGAGCAUUACGAUUACAUGUACAUUGCUUACGAGAAGAAGAACUGUGUUGUUGCCAGACUUCUCAUCGAGGAUGAGGCAAGUUAUGGCGCGAACCAGGGAUUGACUGAGGCUGCUAGGUGCAACCAAGUUGACUUCAUGCGCUUCUUGAUCGACAACGGAGCUGAUGCGGACAGGCCAUAUAAUGGGUGGAGAAACACCCCGCUCUGUACAGCUGUUCACUUCAGAAAAAUUGAGGCUGCGCGUCUCCUACUCGCACGAGGGGCUUCCGCGAAUGGCUGGCCAGGCGAAUAUGGUGAAACGCCCCUCAUGAGUAUAUAUGGCAGCCCCGCAGACCAAGAGAAAGCCCUGAUAAAGCUGUUGAUUGACAGUGGAGCAUCUAUAAAUCUCUCUCGCCCUCGGUUUGAUGGAGGUCGCAAGGCGUUCACGGCCUUGUCAAGCGCUUGCCUUGAGGCAAUGGAUUGGGUCAUUGAGGAGCUGCUGAAAUAUGGAGCUGACCCCAAUCUUGGCUGGCCUACAGCUUUGGAACGGGCAAUAGAUGGAAUUUGUGGAACAAAUAUUGUAAAACUGCUUCUGGACGCAGGAGCGCGUCUUGAUCUGGUUUCACAGCGCUGCUUUGCCAAAUUGCGAAGCUUAGCCUCUAGCGAUUUCGAAAAGAUUGACUGGGAGGAAGAAGACAUUCGCGAGCCCAGGGAAAAGCUGGAACUUCUACGACUACAUGCCCCAGGAGGUCAAUUGUAA
This is a messenger RNA of Lecanosticta acicola, 945 nucleotides long. The record is from the annotation of a GenBank genome assembly. NCBI's taxonomy places the organism in Eukaryota, Fungi, Ascomycota, Dothideomycetes, Mycosphaerellales, Mycosphaerellaceae.